AUGUCGGAACUGACUAACGACCAGCUCAAAGAGAAAAUCAAACGACUUGAAGCCAAGCUUGAGCACUCGCGGAAAGAUGUAAGAACCAUCCGAAAUCAAAUUCAACAAGAUUUGGAAGAAGCCCGAAGUAAACACGAUGAAGAAUAUAAAAGGGCGAUGUCGUUGUAUCGAAUUACGGAAAACAAGUUGAUAGAAUUGACAAGAGCACACAGUGGUUUAGAGGCAGAUACAGUACGCUACCAGGAGAUCAUAAAUGGCUUAAAAGAAGAAAACAGGACCUUGGAGGAACAGAUGAGGAACAGAAACGGUACGAGUAUUGUCUAUGACGAUAUCAAGCCGGAAAUCCCCAUUAUCGAUCUUGUCGAUGACGAAGCAGAGAAUCAAGAUGAUUCUGGCGACGCCAAUGCUUUUCAAACUGAAACAGAUAGAAAGACUGUUUUGAUCAAUGAGGACUCGGACGCCCGAGCCCAGGAGGACGACGAUCAAGACUCUGGCAUCAUUUCACAUUCUAGCGUGGCUCGUACUACCAGGAGCAAGACAAGACAACCGGCACCGUAUGGACGUCCCGAUCACCGGGAAACAAGAACUUCCAAGCAGCCACUUUUGCAACAGAGCACGCCUUGCCCACUACCCGCACAACCUUCUCCUGAUCCUCCCCUAAACAGCACAACACCCGAUCGGCCUGCUGCACCAAGUCAGUCUCCCCUCAUAAACACCAUUACUACCCCUAUUCUCGGUACUCCCGGCUCAUCUGGUACUUCGAGCCAUUUCGUCUUACCACCACCUUUGCCACAUCCUGGACUUCCUCAAAAUGAGCGUGAAUGGGAGAAAUGGUUGAAUCAGAUAGAUUAUACGCAUUAUCACUGCUCUUGCCCAGAAGAUGGGUGUCCUGGGAGAGUGACACGCCAUCGGUCAGAAGGAUUGCCCAAGUAUCUGAUCGAAAAAUCCUCUACAAGAAAAUUUCGGAUAAAUUGGGAAUUAGCUGGAUUAUGCGAUACAACCAAAUGUCUACCUCCCAAACUCGUCAGCCCUUGCUACAUCAAACGGCAGAUACUAAACAUAUACAAAGAGAAAGGUAGCUGGGAUGAUCUCGAGAAGCUCAAGGGAUGGUGGAGUCCUGGUCAUGAGAAAGUAGCAGCCAGUGAACAUCGACUGCAAGAGCUGCGGUACUGUGAAAAAUUAAAUCGCGUGAUAUGGCUGACCUGGACGAUGGACAUCGAUUUGAUCUCACUCGAGAUUCCGCAACGAUCGUAUGAUCAUAUAGCAUCUUUUUUAGUGUCAGAAUGGGCACGGUGGUACGUUCUGGCAGAUACAGCGGAGAAAAACCGAACAGCAGUAUGUUUCAGAGGGGUCAGGUAA
Molecule: messenger RNA, 1359 nt
Organism: Kwoniella shivajii
Lineage: Eukaryota; Fungi; Basidiomycota; Tremellomycetes; Tremellales; Cryptococcaceae
Exons: 5
Coding region: 1-1359 (452 amino acids)
Source: RefSeq, a predicted model, not a curated record